AUGAGCCUUGAAUUUGACUCUCUGAACAUACAAAGGAAUCUCUUCAGGGAAGAAAGGAAUUGCACGUGUGUUGGAAACACAGACAGCAGGCACUUCACUAACGUCACAAACGCCAUUUAUCGAUUUAACCCCCUGCUCUUGAAAUCAGAGGAUCUUCCCAGGAUCCAUGGGCUGAAUGAGAGAAUCUCAGUUGAGAAUUAUGAGAAACAGGUCGAGUUCCUCUUCCAGCUGAUGAAGAACUGCGAUACGGAGAAGCUGCCGGAGCCUCACGCCAACUCCCACGAGCUGUGAGAAAUACACCUGAGAAGAGCAGCUACUCAGGUGGACUCUGGGAUGGCAGGGGAUGGGCUAUAGCAUCCAGUUUGGCUUUUGUAUAUUGUGGUUUACAUACAGAUGGAAAAACUGCUGGUUGCUGCUUGAGGCAAAUGUAGGGUUUGCUGGAAAGUGAUAAGAACCUGGACAAAACACAACGAAUAACGCUGGUUUCUCUUCCUCCCUGGUCUGACAUGCAGCCGUUAGUCUGAUGGUAUUAAUUUUUUCAGUGCUUUCUUUAAGCCUCUGAAAUUGGUAGUCACUUAAAAAUUCUAAGCUAUAAUCAGCAGUCACUUGCCUAUCAGUAAAAGAGGGGAAUUGUCCUGUGUGUGCUUUUGACAAACUCAUUUUAUACAGUUGAUUGAUUUUUCAUAAAUGAUGUGUCUUGUCAAAAGCCCACGUGAAAGAUUUGUGUCGUGGUGUAGGUUUCAUGUAAUUGGUAGAAUGACACUAAGAGUUUGUGGCACUGCUGCUCAGUCUGGGCUCCUCCCUGGGUGAUGGUCUCAACCAGCAUCAACAGGGCUCUCAACCAGGGGCGGUGAUAACUUGGUACUGCUGAGUUCUCCCAUGCAUGCACUGAUUUCU
This is a messenger RNA of Calidris pugnax (ruff), 897 nucleotides long. Its product is annotated as probable carboxypeptidase PM20D1. NCBI's taxonomy places the organism in Eukaryota, Metazoa, Chordata, Aves, Charadriiformes, Scolopacidae. The record is from RefSeq and is a predicted model, not a curated record. The transcript is spliced from 3 exons. Bases 1 to 291 code for a protein of 96 amino acids. Gene Ontology annotation, biological process: amino acid metabolic process. Gene Ontology annotation, molecular function: hydrolase activity, acting on carbon-nitrogen (but not peptide) bonds, in linear amides.